AUGACAUGUGUUAGAGGACGAUAUCGUGCAGGACGCAGUGAUUCUAGACCUAACUCGUCUGGGUCUACUGCUGCUUCCACCUCAUCUACUACAGCACCACAUAUUUCGGGGGAUAUUUCACUAGCCUCCCUCCCAUCAGCAUCUCAUGUUGCUGCCCCUGCAGUUGCUUCUUCACCGACCCUUCCUGCAGAGUCACCAGUACAUCCAUCAUCUCAUUCGACUGCCAGUCAUUUUACAUCCGAACCAUUACAUGUUAUAGAGAGCAUCUUUUGUCGUACAAUAAAUAUCUCCCAUAUUAUAUCGACAAUCUUCAAGAAACGUCUUCAUAAGGAAGGUCAUGUUUGGAAAGAAGUGCCUUCGGAGACAAAGGGCUUGUAUUGGGAUGAAUUUGCGAAAAUUUUUCAGUGGGAUCCUGCAAUUGAUGCAUUAGUGAGAAGAGAGUGGGCACAAAAAGCAGCGAAACGAUAUAUCGACAACAUUCGUAAGUGGCAUGGCAAUGGAAAAUCGAUCUUUGUGCUAGAUGAUGUUUGGGAAAGCUGGAUGCAGAAAUGGGAACAAGAUGAAGCUUUCAAGAAACGGUCUGCACAAGCAUCGCUGAACCGUUUGAGUGAGACAGGUGGCCUUGGGGCUGGUCCUCCCGCCAUACUGGGGGUUCUAUAUUUUCAGCAGAGCAUAAAAGACGAAUGGUGA
Messenger RNA from Diospyros lotus (date-plum), 690 nucleotides. RefSeq lists its product as uncharacterized. The transcript has 3 exons. Lineage: Eukaryota; Viridiplantae; Streptophyta; Magnoliopsida; Ericales; Ebenaceae. The record is from RefSeq and is a predicted model, not a curated record. Bases 1 to 690 code for a protein of 229 amino acids.